Molecule: messenger RNA, 961 nt
Organism: Hemiscyllium ocellatum (epaulette shark)
Lineage: Eukaryota; Metazoa; Chordata; Chondrichthyes; Orectolobiformes; Hemiscylliidae
Exons: 5
Coding region: 1-690 (229 amino acids)
Molecular function (GO): serine-type endopeptidase inhibitor activity
Source: RefSeq, a predicted model, not a curated record
AUGGAUCACCUGAAAGCUGUUACCUUGCAAACGGGGCAGCAGCAAACCAUACCUGACCCCUCAGAACAGCCAGAAUGCCUGUCAGAAAUUGCACAUGCUCCCCCUCCAUCUAGUGUCGAGGAAACCUCAGAGUCUGAAAUGGAUGCAGCCUUGAUACCAUUGCCAGAAAAAGAAGAGAAGGAGACUCUUCGAGAAGUUCUGGAAGCAAGAGACCUGUCAUGGUCCAGUACACACCGCCUGUGCCUGAGUCCAAGAAGAGAUUUCCAGCUGAUCAUUAGAACAGGUAAUUCUGAUGAAGACUGGGGAAAAGAUGCUGAAGGGCAGAAGGUUGCAUUUGAUAGAAAAGACUAUGAAGAUGACAGUGAAGAAGUUGAAUUUGAAGAUGAAGUUAGCUUCGCAAAUGUAACACAACUUGAGCAACAAAUGCCAAACACUACAGAUAUGUUGAAUAAUAAAGAUUUAACAGCCACAUUUUUUAAGAAGAAGUUGCUUUUGGAGAACCCAUUACCAGUUCCUUGUAGCCAGCCAAUGGAUGAAGGUUCCUGUUCACACUAUGAGCUACUGUGGUAUUAUUCUCCUGAAAGCAAUGAAUGCAGACCAUUUGUGUACAGUGGAUGUGGAGGGAACAGCAAUCGUUUCUCUUCAAAGCAAGAAUGUAUAGAUAGAUGUGUGGAAAGAAAGAAGGAUUGACACCAGGAGGAUAAAUGAUGACCACCUUCUUAUUGUACUAUGACCCAGUAAAGAAUUGAUACUCAGUGAGUGUGCCCCUGUAUUAAGAUAUGGAAUGACAAUUUGAAUGAGCUGGGAAGAAAUCUUUUUCAUGAAGACUGACAGCUCCUACUAUACAAAGGCCAACAGCUGGGAAUGUUCUAAUUGUAGACAUAUCAAUUUAUAGGAGAUUCAAAGAAGUUACUGUGUGAUUUUAACUAUUGGUGCACCGUUGAUUUACAUGUAUGACAUG